UGUUUGAUCUAUAUAUUAUACGCUGUCAAACAGAAUUUGUUCGUUUGAUAUUUUUAAUUUUCAAUUCCCUUUAAAAGAAUGUCCGCUGGCAUAGAAGUUAUAAAUGAAAACCAAGAAAAUUUGGAAUGCCCAAAAACGGCAAAAAGUCAUUCCAAAUACAACUGUUUAGACGAUAUUUCUCGGGGCCCCCGAAUGACAAAAGAAUUCAUUAAGAAACACUGCAAAGAGCACAAAUUGUACCAAACACCGCACUUAAACGACGUCCUGUAUUUGCAUUUUAAAGGUUUUUCGAAAAUUGAAAAUUUGGAAGAAUACAUAGGAUUAAAAUGCCUUUGGUUGGAAAACAAUGGAUUAAUCGAAAUAAGCGGUCUUGAAAAUCAAACAGAACUGCGAAGUUUAUUUUUGCAUUAUAAUCUUAUUAAAAAAAUUGAAAAUCUAGACAAGUGUACCAAACUGGAUAGCAUAAAUUUGUCGCAUAAUUUGGUCAGAAAAAUCGAGAAUUUGGAUUGCAUCCCCCAACUCCAUUCUCUGAACCUUGGCAACAAUUACAUAGAAACAUUGGACGAAAUAGAACACCUGGAAAAAUUACAGGAGUUGUCCAUACUUGACUUGUCAAACAAUCACAUAGACGAAGCUUUGAUAGUUCAAACGUUGAGCAGAAUGAAAAAUUUACGCGUGGUCAAUCUCAUGGGGAAUCCCGUAAUUCGAAAAAUACCGCAGUAUAGGAAGACACUCAUAUUGUCAUGCAAAAACUUGAGAUAUCUUGAUGACCGUCCGGUAUUCCCAAGGGAUAGGGCUUGUGCAGAAGCUUGGGAACGAGGAGGCUUUGCCGAAGAACAAGCUGAAAGACAACGUUGGAUCGACAGAGAAAAUGCAAGAAUAAUGGACAGCGUUUAUGGACUCUUGCGGUUGAGAGACCAAAGAAGAAACAACAAUCGCGUUCCGCAGCAAGAUAGCGGAAUGGGGACCUCAUUGCAAGACUCGGAAUCAGAACAGGACAGUCUUAGUGACAAUACUCGUUCUGAACUUGCCCAAAACGAAGCCAAUAGCGCCAGAAGAGAUGAUUCAACCGAAUACAAUCCCACACCCCAUCUGGACAGAUUCAGAAUUGGCGUUUAUGUCCAAGAAGACGCUGAAGAAAAUCCAAUAAGCCAGUCCACAUCCCAUGCAAACCUUUCGGAAUUACCAUCCGAGGACGAGGCAGAAAUACUACCCGAUGACGAACGCAACAAUAAUAAUAAAGAGGAUGAAACCCUGUUUGGUGAUCUAUUUACAGAAAGAAGUGAAAGCGAACAGCACCCAAUAAAUAAUAGCGAACAAAGUGAUGAAGAAGAAACAUCUGAAGAAGAAGAUGGAAGCGAUAGUGACAGCAGUAGUAGCGUUGACUUUAUGAUGAAUGGAGAAACUGAUGAAAACUAUUUGGAUUACAGGGAAUGCAUUAACGAUUUUAGUCCAAAGAAGAAACGAUAUCUAAAGAAAAAAAUGCCCCCGCUGAUCGAAGAAAUAUUUGCGGAAAACGAGACGCAACGAAAUGCUGCUGACGAGGAUACGAACGUGACCGAAACGUUGCAAGAAAAUAGACUGAAAGAAGAAAAAGAAGAAAGAGUUAACCAUAUCACAAAAGAAGAAUGGCUACGAGCUGUGCAGAAUUCAGAUCUGGAAGAAGUACAAAAAAGCACAGAACAAUUAGAAGAGCCAAAAGAAGAAAAGGUUGACACACUGGAACAAUCGUUCCAAAAAUUGAUGGCGUCUUUGAAGGAAGAAAGAGACGGACUAAAGUACGCUAAAUAUCCAAAAGAUUCGUCUACAAGUAACGAAGAAAGAGAAACAAAAACGAAACACAAUGAUAACAGACACUUUGAUGACCUGAUUUCUUCAAAGCAGGAUCUCAAUGAACAAAUUCAAGAGAAACUCGAAACAAAUGAAUAUAGCAAAGAGAACGAUGUUGUUGAACCAAAAAUUUAUGAAGAAUGUAGUGCAUCAACUGAAGCAAAUGGUGAUGGUACAAUAACGUGUUCGUCAUUAAACGAAAACGGUGUCGAUACCAACGAGGAAAAGUCAUUCAAAGAUGCCGGAGUCACUGCUUCGCUUGAACCAGAAGCUACGCCAGAUCAAUUAAUGGCAGACGAAAAUAAAACCGAAUCGUCAUCAGAUGAAGAAAGUGACGACGAAUCUAAGACGUACUACGAAAAGAUCGAUAAAUACGCGACACCGUUAGCGGAGCGCCUUGAAGAUGUAAUCGGAGAAGACGAAGAUCAAAUAUUCGAGGUCAUGACGAGGGAUGAAAUGAAGAAAAAGUCGCAAGACGUCGUCGAAGAGAAAGUACGAAAAAUAUUACCAUCAGAAGAUGAAGAAACAAAAGACGGCGAAAACAAAAUAGGAACAAUAAAAGACAACGAAAUCGAAGAAAUGUUUAAAUCUGAAGUUUCCACUGGACAUUGCGUCACCGAAAACAUAGCUGAAGAAACGAAAGCUAAAGGCGAAAAAUUGUAUAAUAAAAUUGGAAAUCGAGAACACGAGUCAAUCAAAGAACUGCUCAAAUGGGACAAGAAACUCAACUGCGAGAAGUUGCACUUCUUACUGCCACGCAAAAAGGUGGAGCGCAACUUAAUCGUACCAUGCCCAAAUAAUGAUAGCACUCUGCCAAAAUUCCUCACUUCACCUUCUUUACAACCGUCAAGUAGUAAGGUUUUAUUUGGGUCUCAAAGACCUUACUACCAAGAAAAUGCUUCAGCAUGUGUCGAAAAAAUUGGCGAUAUUCGAAAAAUCAUGAGCGAUUUCGAGAAAGAACUGGGCGAUUUUAUAGAAGAGCAUGGGGAUUCUUUUAGAAAGACUCUAAAACAAUCAAUGGCGCUAUUAAAGCAGUUUGAUAACAACCUUGCAAAUAAAAAAUCAUUUUUCGAUAAAUUAACGAAUAAAGUGAGUGUUUCCGAAGAGGAAAAUCAACCACAAAUUAAAGAAAUAGACGAAGAAGUGUCUAACGACAGUCUUUUAUUGAUCAAAAAAGACAAUUGGGUAGAAACAAACAAAAAUAUAAGAAAUACAUUAACAAAUGAUGACACCAAACAAACAAUAGCAGACGAAGAAGGCGCGGUUAAAAUAGUUGAAGUUGAUUCUUUACAAAAAAUCGCUAGGCGUCUUGUCGAAGAAAACCGAAGUCAACACCUGAACGUUCAAUCAACGGAAUCAAAUGAAAACAAUAAACAGAAUGAUAACACAAACAAACCGAAUUUAGAAUCAGACGUUACUAGCGACGUUAUGAUUAAUGUAGCCAAAGAAAACAUUGUAGAGAGCGACCGCAACGAUCAGGACGAUAUUAUUGCAGAUUGCGUAAUAAAAAGAAACGUAACUUGCACAUUAGAAAUGCAAUUGGCUAGAGAGGAAGAGUAAAAUUCUAUUAGUUUAUAAAUUAUGCUUUUAUCU
Agrilus planipennis (emerald ash borer) is the source of this 3423-nucleotide messenger RNA. RefSeq names its product dynein assembly factor 1, axonemal homolog (gene dtr). The transcript is spliced from 6 exons. Bases 79 to 3390 code for a protein of 1103 amino acids. Gene Ontology annotation, molecular function: protein binding. Lineage: Eukaryota; Metazoa; Arthropoda; Insecta; Coleoptera; Buprestidae. The record is from RefSeq and is a predicted model, not a curated record.